This is a messenger RNA of Phragmites australis (common reed), 3285 nucleotides long. RefSeq lists its product as uncharacterized. The transcript has a single exon. The record is from RefSeq and is a predicted model, not a curated record. NCBI's taxonomy places the organism in Eukaryota, Viridiplantae, Streptophyta, Magnoliopsida, Poales, Poaceae. Gene Ontology annotation, biological process: telomere maintenance; DNA repair. The coding region runs from base 1 to 3285 and encodes 1094 amino acids. Gene Ontology annotation, molecular function: DNA helicase activity.
AUGCGCGAAUAUUAUUGCUACAAGUUCCAGAUGCGCCGUGGAAUUUUCAACACCAUCUUGCAUGGGAAGCGCCUAUUCCAGCAAUUUGCAGUUGAUACCUAUAUAAAGCUUGAAACAUCGCGUCUGAACUAUAUUCUGCACAACCAAUCAAGAAUACGUGCAGAUCUUUACCAGGGCUUAGUGGAUAGUGUAUCUGCAGGCGAGAAUCGAGCGAGUGCAAUGGGCAAAAGAUGGGUCCUUCCAGCGUCAUUUAUUGGUGGCCCGAGGGAUAUGAGACGACGAUACAUGGAUGCUAUGGCCUUGGUGCAGAAGUACGGUAAACCAGACAUCUUCCUCACCAUGACUUGCAACCCUAACUGGGAAGAAAUACUUAGAGAGCUUGAACCUGGCCAGACACCACAAGACCGUCCUGAUCUUGUUGUGCGAGUAUUUAAAGCUAAAUUAGAUGAUCUUAAGUUUCAGCUCUUCCAUAAUCACAUCCUUGGAGUUGUUGCAGCGCAUGUCCAUGUCAUCGAGUUCCAGAAAAGGGGUCUACCGCAUGUACACUUCCUUCUUAUCAUGAAGUCAGGCUAUAAGCUUACAUGUCCAGAACAGUACAACACUGUCAUUUCCGCAGAGCUUCCAACCAAGGAAAGGUAUCCUGAGCUUCAUGAAAUGGUUGUCAAACACAUGAUGCAUGGUCCCUGUGGUUCUUUAAAUCCUGGUAAUGUAUGUAUGAAGAAUCAAAAUCGCACAUGCAAGAGCUAUUAUCCACGCCAGUUUACUGAUACAACUCUCCAAGGCAAUGACUCUUACCCCAUCUACAGAAGACGGGAUGAUGGGCAAAAGGUACAUGUAAGAGGGCAUGUCUUGGACAAUAGAUGGGUUGUACCAUAUAAUCCUAAGCUACUAAGGAGGUAUGACUGCCACAUCAACGCCGAGGUUUGUUCAAGCAUUAAGGCUGUCAAGUACCUUUACAAAUACAUCUACAAGGGUCAUGACAGGGUAUCUGUUUCUAUCAAUGAUGCCAAUGACAACCAUGAGAUUAAUGAGAUCGAUGAUUACAGGGAAGCUAGAUGGGUAGCCCCACAGGAGGCAUUGUGGAGAAUCUUUGCCUUCGAUCUUAGUGGGAUCUUCCCCCCGGUGCUCCAGCUGCAACUUCAUCUCCCUGGCAUGCAUCUCGUGUCCUACAGGGAUAACGCAGAUGUACGUCAGGUUUUGGACCAACAAAGUGCCUCUGAGACCAUGUUAACUGGGUAUUUUAAGGCGAAUUGUGAGUUCCCGUGGGCACGAAGCAUACUAUAUAGGGAAUUCCCAGAAUAUGCAGUUUGGAACCCUACAUUAAAGAAAUGGAAGAAGAGAAAACAACGCACACAGGUUGGAAGGAUCAUCUCAGCGCAUCCUGCGGAGGGAGAAAGAUACUAUCUAAGGGUACUACUAAACCACGUGGCAGGUGCUACUUCAUAUGAAAAUCUAAGGACAUUUGAUGGUGUUGUCUACCCUACCUUCCGAGAAGCUGCUGAGAAAAGAGGUCUUAUUGAGUCAGACAAUAACAUUGAUGAUUGCCUAACAGAGGCUGAAAUAUUCCAUAUGCCAUCAUCUCUCCGAAGGCUGUUUGCCACAAUAUUGGUUUUCUGCGAACCCAACGAUGUCUGUGGGAUAUGGAACAAACACCUAGAGGCAAUGUCCGAUGACUUCCGACGAGACCAAAUGAACUCACAUGUAGUUGAACAAAUGGUUUUGUUGGAUAUUAGAAAUAUGCUACAGUCAAUGGGUAAAGACAUAUCAUCAUUCCCUCUUCCUGAGAUCGAAGAGGAGCAUGACAACAUGUAUGGAGAGGUAAGGGAAAUAUUUGAAGAGAGAUCUAUAGAGGUAGACCAUGAAUUUGCCUCGGUCAUGUCAUCUCUCAAUUGUGAACAACGGUAUGCUUAUGACAAAAUAUUAUCCUAUGUUGACAGCGGUAAUGGAACUGCAUUCUUUGUUGAUGGUCCUGGAGGGACCGGAAAGACAUUCCUAUACAAAGCUUUGCUAGCGAAGGUCCGUAGUGAGGGAAAAAUAGCAAUUGCUACUGCAACAUCUGGUGUUGCUGCCUCAAUCCUGCCUGGAGGCAGGACUGCACACUCAAGAUUUAAGAUAUCAUUGGGCAUACAAGAAGGAGGAGUGUGUAACUUUACAAAGCAGAGUGAGACCGCGAAACUUCUUCGAAUGGCUUCACUUAUAUUAUGGGAUGAGGUCUCUAUGACAAAAAGGCAAGCAAUUGAGGCACUUGAUAAGAGUCUGAGAGACAUCAUGGAAAAGCCAGAUCUACCAUUUGGAGGAAAAACAAUUGUUUUUGGAGGCGACUUCAGGCAAGUCCUUCCAGUUGUGCGAAAGGGUACAAGAGCACAAAUAAUAAAUGCAACAUUACGCAAAUCUUACCUAUGGAAAAACAUGCAAAAGCUGAGGCUUGUUCGUAAUAUGAGGGCUCAAUCAGAUCCAUGGUUUUCUAAAUACCUACUACGUAUCGGGAAUGGCACUGAAGAAACUGUGAAAGAUGACUAUGUAAAGAUACCCGAUGAGAUAUGUGUGCCUUACACUGGUGCAGAAUCAGACAUUGAUAAUCUUAUUGAUAGAGUGUUUCCUAUGUUAGCAACACACAUAUCCAAUUCAGACUACAUCACAUCUCGCGCUAUUUUGUCAACAAGGAAUGAGAACGUCGAUGACGUAAACAUGAGGCUUAUCGAACGAUUUCCUGGUGAAGAGAUGGUCUAUCACAGCUAUGAUCUUGCAAUUGAUGAUCCAAACAACUACUACCCUCCCGAAUUCUUGAAUUCUCUAACCCCAAAUGGAUUACCACCGCACAUCCUCAAGUUAAAGGUCAAUUGCCCUGUGAUUUUGCUCAGAAAUCUAGAUCCAGCUAAUGGUUUGUGUAAUGGGACAAGGCUGAUAGUCCAAGCAUUUCAAAGGUACACUAUCGAUGCAAAAAUUGUGCUAGGUCAACAUGCUGGAAAAAGAGUAUUCCUACCAAGGAUACCUUUGUGCCCAUCUGAUGAUGAAAUGUUCCCCUUUAAGUUUAAGAGGAAUCAAUUUCCUAUCAGAGUGAGCUUCGCAAUGACGAUCAAUAAAGCACAAGGACAAACAAUCCCUCAUGUUGGAAUCUAUCUACCUAAUCCAGUAUUCUCUCAUGGUCAGCUCUAUGUCGCCCUGUCGCGAGCAACUGCUAGGAGAAAUAUCAAAAUACUUGCUGCAUCGGAAAAUGAUGCUAGCGUACAUUCAGCCUGCACCCUAACAAAAAAUAUUGUCUACAAAGAAGUCCUAACCUCGUAA